Messenger RNA from Arabidopsis thaliana (thale cress), 105 nucleotides. RefSeq lists its product as uncharacterized. Lineage: Eukaryota; Viridiplantae; Streptophyta; Magnoliopsida; Brassicales; Brassicaceae. The record is from RefSeq and is marked reviewed. The coding region runs from base 1 to 105 and encodes 34 amino acids. The transcript has a single exon.
AUGUACAAUCUUCCAAUUGUUUACGGUGCCCCUCUCUCAGUCCCACGUUGGAUCGGUUUUUGGGCUUUUAAGUCUAAUUUAGUGAAUAUUGACCGACCCAAUUGA